Molecule: messenger RNA, 1467 nt
Organism: Penicillium griseofulvum
Lineage: Eukaryota; Fungi; Ascomycota; Eurotiomycetes; Eurotiales; Aspergillaceae
Product: putative FAD dependent oxidoreductase
Exons: 5
Coding region: 1-1467 (488 amino acids)
Molecular function (GO): NADP binding; N,N-dimethylaniline monooxygenase activity; flavin adenine dinucleotide binding
Source: RefSeq, a predicted model, not a curated record
AUGAGUGAGACUGUUCGAGUCGCAGUUAUUGGAGCUGGCAUCAGUGGGGUGGUCACUGCUGGCCACCUUUUGGCUGCUGGAAUCCAGGUGACAGUGUUUGAGAGAAAUGAUGCAGCUGGUGGUGUUUGGCUUUAUGAUAAGCGUACUCCAAUUGAAGCCCAGUACCCAUCACCGAGACCGUCUACUUCAGAGGAAUAUGUGAAGGAUGAGAGGGAAGAAAACGAAAGAAAGAUCCUACUUCAUGCACCUCCAGGGCCUUGUUAUGAAAGUCUCACCAAUAAUGUCUCGACUCCCCUACUACAGACGACACUUAAUGCAUGGCCAGAAGGAACUCCUCAUUUUGUGAAGCAUCAUGUGCUUAAGGAAUAUAUUCAAGAUACAUCAACCAAGGCUGGUGUUGAUGAUAUAACUAAGUAUGGCGCCCGAGUUACCCGUGUUUAUAAGGACGGGCCAACAUGGACAGUUCAUUGGAGCACUCUGAGCAACGGUCAAGAUCCCGUCGAGAAGAAUGAAUCUGCAACAUUUGACUCGGUCAUUGUUGCCUCGGGUCAUUACCACACGCCUCUCAUUCCAAAUAUACAAGGCCUACCUGAAGCAAAAACUCGAUGGCCGGAGAGGAUCUUCCAUUCAAAGUCUUUCCGAAGGUCGGAAGGAUUUGAAGGAAAGAAUGUACUAUUACUCGGUGGAGGUGUCUCUGCUCUCGAUAUAGCCAAGGAAAUCAGUGGAACCGCAAACCAUGUCUAUCAAAGCACUAGAAAUGGCGCCUUUGAUCUCCCCGCGAGUGCACUUCCAGCAAACGCCUCUAGAAUCGCAGAGGUCGAAGUAUUCGAACCUUCUACAUCAACUACAUCCCCAAACAUUGGGCCCUUGCCCUUAACCGUACAUCUCAAAUCCGGGGAGUCUUUGCGCGAUAUAGAUACAAUUAUCCUUUGUACAGGGUACCAAAUGGCGCUUCCAUUCCUCGAAGAUUAUAACGACUACGGUGUGUCUGCCGCUGAAGCAAGUGAUAAGGUGCUUGUCACGGAUGGCACUCAAAUUCAUAACUUGCAUCAAGACAUUUUCUACAUCCCAGAUCCAACGCUCGCAUUUGUCGGAAUUCCUUUUUACACUGCGACAUUCUCUUUAUUCGAGUUCCAAGCGAUCGCGGUGGCAGCUUUUCUGUCUGGAGUUGCGCAGCUUCCAUCUCCUGCGACUCUCCGGGCGAAAUAUGAGGAUCGAGUUGAAGAAAAGGGUCUUGGACGGAGCUUCCAUUCACUCAAGGAUCAAGAGAAACCCUAUGUCGACGAAUUGAUCGGAUGGGUCAAUACGGGAAGAGCUGAGCGUGGCUUGUCUUUGAUUGAGGGCCAUACUGAGAUCUGGAUUAAAGAGAGAGCUGCUUUGGUUGAGAGACUUAAGUUAAUUUUGGCUGGACAGCUUCCUCGGGAAGAUGCACUCAAAGCUCCAUUGGAAGUGGCAGUGACUGCGUGA